ACAAAUUAAAACAAAAUCUUCGAUCCUGAUUGGCUGAUUAAUCCCACCGGCGUCAUUCUGGUGCUAGCACUGCAGAAUCCAAGUCCCAAGUCCUCUCUACCUCCACGCAGAAGGGCCAACCUCCAACCUUGUCGUUGGUAUUGGCCAUCAGUCGUUGCAAGAGAGCAUCACUCCUGCGACGAUUGCUUCAUCUCCACUCGUCUCUCUCUAACCCCAUUACCAUCUCGAACCACACUUUGGAUUAAUUCCUUCUCUCAUUUGUUUUAUCUGUUCACUGGAAGAGAAGAAGAGCUGGAGCCUCUACAGGAAGCCCAGUCCUUAAAGGCACCUGGAAACGGCCGGAUCCGGUAUAGAACACCGUCAGCCGCCGAUUUAGCAGAUUCACACAUCCAUCCCCUGUCCGAUCCAGACCAACUGGAGAAGAUGCUGAAACGAUCGAGACAGCAAGAUUCCUUCUCCGACAAGCUGCAUAGGUACAGGGGGAUCAUCCUCGUCGUCUCUGUCCCGCUCCUUCUUAUCUCUUUCGUUCUCUUCCUCAUGCCACGAUCCCCCUCCGAUGAUCUCAUCUCCGUCGAAUCCGAUAAUGUUCGUCUCGGGCGUAGGGGCUCCCCUGAGCACCGGAGAUCCCGGUCUUAUGCGGUUAUUUUUGACGCCGGAAGCUCUGGUAGCAGAGUUCACGUGUAUUGCUUCGACGAAAGUCUGAAUCUCGUUCCCAUCAGAAAAGAUCUCGAGCUCUUCGUACAGAAAAAACCAGGUUUGAGUGCAUAUGCCAAUGAUCCCCAGAAGGCUGCAGAUUCUCUGCUAUCUCUUUUGGAGCAAGCAGAAGAUGUUGUUCCUAAAGAGUUGCGUCACAAGACACCAGUCAGAGUUGGGGCAACGGCAGGUCUGAGGGCAUUGGAAGGUGAUGCUUCAGAUAGAAUUUUGCAAGCGGUCAGGGAUUUUCUUGAAGACAAAAGUUCCCUGAAGUCAAAACCAGAGUGGGUCUCUGUUCUGGAUGGAACUCAGGAAGGCGCUUUUCAGUGGGUAUGCCAUUUUGAACUUCACUCUAUAUACAUAAAGAUUCACAGAUUGCAUCACAAACUACCUAGGGAAGUAUCAGUGGAAGGGAAUAGGCUUGGUGAAGUGCAACCAGAUUCUAGAAGAGAAGCUGCAGUGAAGAAAGAUGUGGCUAUAUGCCUCGGGUUCCAGAUGAUGCCCCCUUUUCUUCUUAAAGGGUCCUACAAAUACGGGGGCCAUGAAUAUGAAGUAUCAAGUUCUGCAUCUGGUUCCAACAUUGACAAGUGCACAGGGGCUGCUUUUAAGGCUCUCAAAGUUAAUGAAUCAGCAUGUACACACAUGAAGUGCACUUUUGGUGGAGUAUGGAAUGGUGGUGGUGGGGAUGGACAGAAAAGUUUAUUUGUUGCCUCAUUUUUCUUUGACAGGGCUGCUGAGGCUGGUUUUAUAGAUCCCAACCAGCCCGUUGCCAAAGUCCGUCCUGUGGAGUUCCAGGAGGCAGCAAAGCGUGCUUGUGAAACUAAACUUGCAGAUGCUAAGUCCACCUACCCGCAUGUUGAGAAAGAUAACUUACCUUAUCUAUGUAUGGACCUUGUCUAUCAGUUCACAUUGCUUGUAGAUGGGUUUGCUCUAGAUCCAUGGCAAGAGAUUACAUUGGUGAAGAAAGUGAAGUAUGGGAAUUCCCUGGUUGAAGCAGCUUGGCCACUAGGUAGUGCCAUUGAAGCUGCAUCAUCAUCAACAUAACCGGAACCUACAUUAUUUGCGAUAGUUGGGAAAAUUUUGGGUGCACGGAUUUCUUUCGCAUUAACAAUUUCUAGGGACGACUGGUGAAUCAUACCUAAAAAGCCUUGAGGGAUUAGACUGUUUUUGUUCAUUUUUUGAUAAGCUUCUGUAGGCAACGGAGAUUGGAUUUUUUUUCUCUCUCUAAUAUCGAGAAGUGGGCGGUGGGAGUCUAAUUCAACUUCCCUUCAUGCUGUUUGUUACAGAAAAUGUCAAUUUAUUACAUUUGUAAGAGAAGAUUUGACAAAUUGAUUGUUCAUUAGAACUCCAAAAACAGAUGAGAUCUCGGAACCCUUCUCAUUUAUCAUGCUUCUUUGAGCAUUAAACUUAAAACCAUUAUUCCCACUAAUUUAUUUUUAA
Molecule: messenger RNA, 2133 nt
Organism: Nelumbo nucifera (sacred lotus)
Lineage: Eukaryota; Viridiplantae; Streptophyta; Magnoliopsida; Proteales; Nelumbonaceae
Source: RefSeq, a predicted model, not a curated record